Messenger RNA from Belonocnema kinseyi, 724 nucleotides. RefSeq lists its product as uncharacterized. The transcript has 7 exons. Lineage: Eukaryota; Metazoa; Arthropoda; Insecta; Hymenoptera; Cynipidae. Bases 49 to 543 code for a protein of 164 amino acids. The record is from RefSeq and is a predicted model, not a curated record.
ACAGCGGUUCCAAUUUCACCGUCUACUAAGAAGUAUUUUGAAGUAAAAAUGAAGCUGUCUCUGUACUUCGUGGUACUGGCUACUAUUUUCAUUCAUGCUGAGGCCGCUCCAGCUGUAGAUUCUGAUGAACAGGAAAACGGAGAAAGCUCGUACGUUGAUGGAUCAGGUACCGGAAGUGGUAACUCAGCCGUCAGUGGAAGAGGAAGCUUGGUAAUUGAUGCACAAUCUAAUAGCGGAUCAGGUGAUGGAUCAGAAACCAGGUCAGGAAAUUUUUUCUUGGAUGGAUUUCUUAACAGAGAAGGUGCUUCAUCAUCCGGACGUGUGUUAGUUAGAGGAUCAACAAAGGAUUCUGCUGAUGGAGAAGAUGGCGGAGACGGUAUUAGAACUGUGACAGUUGACGUGAAAGGUAGCCGGGUAGCAGAUGAUGGAUUAGGUAUCGGAAAUCUUGAUCUGAAACUGGACAUUUUUCUGUUGGGUAGUAAUCGUAGGAGAUCAGCUUUUGUGCAAGAAGUAUUUCCAGUAGAAGGUGCAACUGUUGUUUAAGGCGCAGUCCUUAGGAAAAGUUGCUUAUUGAGGAGUUUCAGAUUCAGCCGCGGAGAAGUUCUCUUCGUUGCCCUGAUAUACUGUAGUUUGUAGUAUCAGCAAAAUAAAAUGUAAAAAAAAUGAUAAACUGUAUUUCGUUUCGCAUGUGUAAAAUCAAUAAAUAAAAUGAUUAAAAACUGCA